AUGCCCCGAUUUAAUCGACGGGAACAGCUGCCGCUCCACAUCAAGCGCGCCAUUUGCGCGCACCACGUCGAACACCCCGUCCUGCGCCAUGUCGACCUAGCUCGAUGGUGUUUCUCCCAGUACGGGUUGCGCCCGGAUCGCUCUACGAUCGGCCGCAUCCUAAAAACCGCCGAGCGAUGGGCUGUGACGUCCGACGGCGACAACCCGGUGCGCCGUCGGGGAGGCGCCUGGCCUGAGCUGGAGCAGGCCAUGGGGCGGUGGAUAGCAAACGCAGGACCCGCCGGUGUGCCCCUCACACUCCAAACCAUCCGCGACCAUGUCGCGGCGAUGGCCAGGAACAUGGGCAUUCCGCCCACCUUCCGAUGCUCGAUCGGCUGGGUGCGCCGUGCAUUGCGGCGCCAGGGCGUGAGAUGCCGCGCGGCACAGGGCGAGGCCGCCAGCGCAGAUAUGGCGGCCCUCGGCGUCGCCCCGCGGGACACCUUCAACCUCGACGAGACUGCUCUCUGGCUGUCGGUGCUUCCGCGGCGCACGUACAGCAGCGGCCGCAUACCAGGCCGCAAGGUCUCGAAGGAGCGAUUGACCGUCGCAUUCCUCGUGAAUGCGGACGGUAGCCAUGCAUUCCGGCCGCUUGUGAUCAGCAAGGCGAAGAGGCCGCAUGACUUCCGGCCCGACUACGACCCUGAGGCGCUAUGCUACUGGCGCCAUAAUGCCAAAGGCUGGAUGACCUUGCCAACCUCCGUCGGCGCGCGCACCAUUCAACGGUGCUGGUGGCGCACGGGGUGUCUUCCCCUCUCGUGGUCACUGGAGCUGCCGCACGUGCAUGACGACGAGCCCAUCCCCGCAGCUUAUCCCGACAUCGAACUCGACGAUGACAUCGAUGAUGUCGGGACGCUUAUUAACAGGCUCGCCCUCGGGGAUGCGGCAAUGACGGCGGCGGAAUACGUCGCCAUCGACGACGCGGAGCCCACGUGUGCGGAAGGCACGGCACACCCGCCCGUGACAGAGGAAGAGAUGCGCUUGGAGGUGGAGCUCUGGCAGGCGCCGACGACCAUGCAGGCCGUCUACGACGACGCCGACCCCGUGUGCCGUGAAGCGCGCCGCACUGCUCGUCCGGCGUGCGAGAUGCUCAUCGGCUACGCCCGGGCCACCCGCAUCACUCCGCGCGAUCUGUGCGCUCUUUUCAACAUCCGCAAUCCAAUCAUAAUCGCGCGGAUGGAGCGGGCGAGCCCGGGAUUCAAUCUCAACGUGGCGCCGCAGCCCGUACCCUCCCCCGGCGCAACCCCCACUCCCGAGACCCCUCGUCCGCGGGGCCGUGUGCUGCCCGACUGGAUGACCCGCCCGUCCCGCCGUCAGCAGCUGCUUGAUGCCGGGGUGGGCGCCGUGAUGGACGGCUAUGUGGAUGCAGCUGAAUGGAUGCGUCUGUGA
This is a messenger RNA of Closterium sp. NIES-65, 1425 nucleotides long. The record is from the annotation of a GenBank genome assembly. Lineage: Eukaryota; Viridiplantae; Streptophyta; Zygnematophyceae; Desmidiales; Closteriaceae.